AGAAAACAUUGUGUUGUACUUCGGCAGGAUUUUAUUGCUACACCGGAAGCAGCGCUGUUUAUUAAGUUCCACGUGAAACCUUGAGCUUGUUAGAAAGUUUAGAAGUAAAAAAAUAUCCAACGUCUUUGCUUUCUUUCAUAAAAUAAUGGACGAGGAAGAUACAAGAGAUUAUAGAGAACCAUGUGCUCAGUGUUCUGAGGUCACGUGGGGCAUCACUGACGAAGGCAAGUUCUACUGCAGGUCCUGCCACAAUGUGAUUGAGAAAACAAAAGAGGUUACCACUGCAGAUUCCUUUACUGCCAAUGCAAGAAUCUUCUCUAUCAGUAAAGGAUUGCGAAAGAAAACGAAACUCGAGCAAGGCCGGGAGUGGUACUUGUGUGAGGGGUUUCAGUUCAUACUGAAGCUGCAAGCUGAUGCCAUUCAAGCUCUAGGAGUCUGCCCACAGUUUAAAGAUGAAAUCCUGUGCAGUUUUUGGCGCCGAUAUCUGCAGAAGAGUAGACAAGGCUACACCAAAAAACCUCUGAAAGACAUGAUGAGAAUCAUAAAGGUAUCUGAGUCUUCUCAGUCUUCAGACUCGCAGUCCCUGGAUUGCUGGUCCUCAUUGUCUGAGAGUGAGCUUGAAGAAGGGCAGUCUGACGAGAACAGUGGCCCAGCCUCUACGUCUCGGAGCAGGUCACCAUUGUCAGAUGACUUCACCUCUGUGUGCUCGGGAUCUGUCGACGGCAGGUUUCAUAGACCCCAGCGGCAGCGAACCAGAAUGCUCAUGAGCAUGCCCAUGACACUGGCUUUCUGUUCCAUGUCCUUGCUGUGGCUGAGGGAAUCAAUCACUUUGUCCGAGCUCUUGAGGUUUGUUGUUGAGGGUCACAUUCCCUACAUCAAUGUGUAUCAGAGCUUUCCUGAGGAGCUGAAGUUGUAUGGAAAAGAUACACAUAUCUUCCGGGUAGACUCCUUCCCGUCAUGUGAAAGCAUACAACAACACAUUUACAAGAUUGCAGCUUUUUUGGACCUGCCCCGUUUUCCAGAAAUAACUGAAAACUGUGUUUUGCAUCCCAAUAUACUUUGCAUUAAAUACCUCAUGGAAGCUAAUUUGCCAGAUGAAAUUCACAGCUACAUAUGGAGAGUGGUAAAAAGGACAGGGAUGGGCGAGGAGGCAUCCUUAACCUUUGACCCCUUGGCUAAACCGAUGAUCCCUAUAAACUAUGACAUAAAAGCGGCAUCCAUUGUAAUAGUUACUUUAAAACUGAUUUUUAAGCUGGAUGACGAAUUUGAAUGGUCAUUAUCUAAUGAUGCAGAGUCAGUGAACAGAAACAAAGAAGGUGUGGAAAUUUUUAAUUUCCGAAAAUGGUACAAGACAAUGAAGCAGGCCUUGGAUAAGGCGAAUGAGGGUGUGGAAGAGGAUGUAGCCAGGUACAUGUGGCAAUGCAAGAAGCCCAUCUUCUACUCCUCGAAAACAAGAUCGGUUGUGGUCAAAAGAAAACGCAUGGUGGUCAACCUGCAGCAGCAGUUCAAGAAGCUCACUGGAUCCGUCCCGAGGACUCCACAGCAGCCCCCGUCCAGCUUCCAGUUUACCUGGGAUGAGGAGAGCCAGGAUAAGCCAUGCUUCCACGGGCACAGCCUAAGGGCGUUCCUGAAGGAGGGUGCUGUCUGUGAUCUCCUGAACACCGGCUACUGGCACACUGCACUCAAACAGUGCAGAAAAGAGUACUGUAAAGGGCAUCUCCAGUUGGAGGAGCCACAUCUACCCCGGAGUUACAUAUUCAUACUUAAUCUGUUCUCCUUCAUGUUGAAAGUAGACUCUGCCCUGCUACAUGCUGAGGUUCAUGAGACAGAAAGACUGCUUCUUAAAGCAAAAGCACCAACGACUCCUUCAGGAAAGAGAAGACGACGAGUGCUUCAUUUGAUCCCAUGUUUAUGAAUUAACAGUGCCAUACUGUACAGGAGGUUGAUCUCAAAGUCAUGGAAACUUUGCAUACACUUGUGCAUGAACUUUGGUGAAAUUGUGUGUGUGUGUGGGUUGGGGGGGUGGGGUCACUGAUUCAUUUACUGUAGGGAAUGAAAGUGUACUCCUCCUGUAUAUUUGCUUUCAGCUUCUGUAUGCUGGCUUUUGAAUGUGAAGUGCUAAGAUUGAACAGUAACAAAGCAGACAUGCCAACUCUUCCAGUAUGUAGACAUGGUUGAAGAUAAUUCUGAUACAAUACAGCAUGUUUUGCUCAAAUUUACUAUGUAGCAUGUCACAAGUAUUGGAGUUGGUGGCAUCUUUUAUCUAGGGACGUUCUGACAUUUACAGUUUUUUUAUUUUUUUUCGUCAUUUGUAUGCAGUGCAAUAUUUUGUUGAAAUACAAACGUUUUCAUUAUUCUGCGAGUAAUGCGGUUUGCUCAGAAUUCCAUCUGAGGUCUCAUUCACCCGCGCUUCAUCCUAGCGGUGGACGCUUAUUGGUUAUUUCCAUUUGCCAGAUAAUAGUAAAGGAGCUGUUCUGCAGUUCAGGUACCUCGUACAGAAAAGCGAACGUGGUUUGUGAACUGUUUGUAAAACUUGUAAAGAAUAAAAGUAUUUGGAUUUGA
This is a messenger RNA of Acipenser ruthenus (sterlet), 2562 nucleotides long. It is a transcript of the gene taf1b, whose product is annotated as TATA box binding protein (Tbp)-associated factor, RNA polymerase I, B. Gene Ontology annotation, biological process: nucleolar large rRNA transcription by RNA polymerase I; RNA polymerase I preinitiation complex assembly. The transcript is spliced from 15 exons. Gene Ontology annotation, cellular component: RNA polymerase transcription factor SL1 complex; RNA polymerase I core factor complex. NCBI's taxonomy places the organism in Eukaryota, Metazoa, Chordata, Actinopteri, Acipenseriformes, Acipenseridae. Gene Ontology annotation, molecular function: RNA polymerase I core promoter sequence-specific DNA binding. Bases 146 to 1915 code for a protein of 589 amino acids. The record is from RefSeq and is a predicted model, not a curated record.